Alternaria postmessia is the source of this 1143-nucleotide messenger RNA. RefSeq lists its product as uncharacterized. Bases 1 to 1143 code for a protein of 380 amino acids. The transcript has 2 exons. Lineage: Eukaryota; Fungi; Ascomycota; Dothideomycetes; Pleosporales; Pleosporaceae. The record is from RefSeq and is a predicted model, not a curated record.
AUGAGAGUUCACACCAUACACGAUCUGAAUGCGCGCAAUCCAACGCCGCCAUCUAAUCCGCUCCUGACUUCAUCGGUGACCGACGCAGAGCGGCGGUUUUCGCGCUUCUCCGUCACCGAUGCCGUGCAUCUGAAGCUAAAGCUGCAAGCCCUCGACAACGCCGUGUCAAGAAUUUGCCCGGAAAAUCAUGACCAAGCUGAUAUCGCAACCAUCACUAGUGCAUGUCAAACACGGCCUUUUGAAGAAACUGUGUACGUUGCUGGCUCAGAGAUUUUCUACCUCGUAGUAAAAGGUCUUGCACGACCACAUAUCAUCGCCGAUGUUUAUGCUGAAGCAUACAAACAUGUCUUACAGGGCAGGCCUUACGUGAACAACUACAAUCUGUCCGGUUGUAGAGGAAUAGACUGUGUUUUCUCCGACGUGAGAACUGUCCUGGGAGAUAUCGACCGUGUGUGUGACACCAAUCUCGAAGGCGCCUUCGCUAAACUCGAGGAACGAGUCCAGCCGUUUCCCUUUCUCCGGCUCCCGGCCGAGCUGCGCCUCCAUGUAUACUCAUUCCUGCUUCCUCCUGAGCGUCGUAUCAUCCUCAGACCUCGCUCUCAGGUUGUCAGACGUCCGCGUCUCAAUAUCAUGCGUGCCAACAGGCAGUUACAUGACGAAGUUAUCAAGUACUUCUACAAGAACUGGAGACUGUUCGUACGAGUAGAUUCGUCACCACUAGGCCGAUUGCGUCAGGGCGAGGUCUGUUAUCAAGGGGUAAGGCCCACGAUCAACUCAGCCACCCUUGAGCUUCUCAAAGAGCUUGAGAUCCGCGUCCACGAACAUCUGGUCUACUUGACAGGACCACCCUCAAGCCGCAUUAGCUCCAUAUUUGAUACGUUCAAACUUGAGCGUGUACGCAUCACGUUCGAGCUGUCUAAUACCGCCAGCGGGCACAACAGAGACACAAAGAUGGAGCUGUUUUGCAGACAGCUGAUUGAUCAGAUCCCGGCAUCAGUGAGUGUGUCGUGGCCCCAUAGUGAUGCCGCAACCUUCUUCCAUAGCAAUGCAGUAGAGCAGCGCUUAUAUCAAGCCUUGCAGGAGAGAGCAUCUUCUCAAGCAAGUCGUGGUGCAACGGCACCGGGACGUGUAGUAAUGCAAUGA